Messenger RNA from Lottia gigantea (owl limpet), 453 nucleotides. RefSeq lists its product as hypothetical. Gene Ontology annotation, molecular function: DNA-binding transcription activator activity, RNA polymerase II-specific; RNA polymerase II cis-regulatory region sequence-specific DNA binding. Gene Ontology annotation, biological process: regulation of transcription by RNA polymerase II. NCBI's taxonomy places the organism in Eukaryota, Metazoa, Mollusca, Gastropoda, Lottiidae. The record is from RefSeq and is a predicted model, not a curated record. Gene Ontology annotation, cellular component: nucleus. The transcript has 2 exons. The annotation marks the transcript as partial.
AACUCGAGUGAUAGACCUUACGUUUGUACGACAUGUUUUAAAAGUUUCACACGAUCUCAUCAUUUAACUCGUCACGAAUAUUCGCAUACUGGCGAACGUCCUUUUAUGUGUGGUACAUGUGGAAAGACGUUCAUACGUAAACAUAAAUUAACUGUUCACAUCCGUUCACAUACUGGAGAGAAACCAUAUCUAUGUUCAGUUUGUUCUAAAGGUUUCAGUAGUUCAGAGAAACGAAAACUUCAUGAACGGAUUCAUUCAGGAGAGAAGCCCUAUCCCUGUCAUUUAUGUGAAAAACGUUUUAAAAGUAGUUCUCAAGUGAAGCGGCAUAUUGAAUCACAUAAAAAACAGCAAGCGAUUGCUGAUUCUGACGGGUUUGGAUGUAAUGUUUGUUAUAAAGUGUUUGUUUCUGAAUAUCAUUUAGCUAAUCAUAAAGCUAAACAUAAUAAAAAGAAG